UACUAUAUAACUGCACAAUUGUGGAAUAUUCACUUCUCAGCUAGUAGUGGACGAGAAAUAUAAUUGGCUUAACGAAAACGAACUUAAAUCCUGUUAAACAAAUCUUGACAUAAAAUCCCAAGCGACAAAAUGGCGCCCCGAAAAGCUAAAGUGCAGAAGGAGGAAGUGCAGUUGCAGCUGGGUCCUCAAGUGCUCGAUGGCGAAAAUGUCUUUGGCGUUGCUCACAUCUACGCCAGCUUCAACGACACGUUCGUGCAUGUCAGCGAUCUGUCCGGACGCGAGACAAUCGCUCGGGUCACAGGCGGCAUGAAGGUGAAGGCGGAUCGCGAUGAAGCUUCUCCCUACGCAGCUAUGUUGGCUGCUCAGGAUGUCGCUGAGAAAUGCAAGAUGCUUGGAAUUACGGCGCUGCAUGUCAAAUUGCGUGCAACUGGUGGCAAUAAGACGAAGACACCGGGACCCGGCGCCCAAUCGGCGCUGCGUGCUCUCGCCCGUUCUUCACUGAAAAUCGGUCGCAUCGAGGAUGUUACACCCAUCCCGUCCGAUUCCACGCGUAGAAAGGGCGGUCGACGUGGCCGCCGUCUCUAAAAGGCGCUGAAGAAAUACCACAAGACAAAUAAAUAUUUCUAUAUUAUCAUUAUUUCCAAUCGAAUUUUUUAUACAGUCGAUUUCACGUCAAAUUCACAGAGCUUGAACUCCCAAUAAUAAAAAUACUACAGUUUAA
This is a messenger RNA of Drosophila grimshawi, 721 nucleotides long. Its product is annotated as 40S ribosomal protein S14a. Gene Ontology annotation, cellular component: cytosolic small ribosomal subunit; ribosome. NCBI's taxonomy places the organism in Eukaryota, Metazoa, Arthropoda, Insecta, Diptera, Drosophilidae. Gene Ontology annotation, molecular function: mRNA 5'-UTR binding; structural constituent of ribosome; small ribosomal subunit rRNA binding. Gene Ontology annotation, biological process: translation; ribosomal small subunit assembly; maturation of SSU-rRNA from tricistronic rRNA transcript (SSU-rRNA, 5.8S rRNA, LSU-rRNA). The coding region runs from base 130 to 585 and encodes 151 amino acids. The record is from RefSeq and is a predicted model, not a curated record. The transcript has 2 exons.